GUCACCUUUUUCUUGUCAAUCCAAUUCGCGAAAGAAUUGAUUGUUGUAUUUAUAAUAGAAGAUCCUUAUUUUGUAUCACAUUUUGAUACAAUUAUUAUUGUAGAUGUCAUGAUAUGCCCGAGCCUUGCCUUUAGGUAGGCACAAUGUUCGCCAGCUUGAAAAGCAAAAUAAAAGAGGAGACGGGUAGUGACAUAAGCAAAUUGACAAGCAGUUGGCGCACUGGAGCCUUUUUGGGCCGCAUAACAUUGAGAGAUGACUCGUCUACCGCCAGCCCCUCCAGUUCCGGGGGACAGGGAGACACUACGUCAGAUUCCAUAUCUCCACAACUCGAGUCCUACCUCUCAGACCGCACGGGCGGCAGAGUGGACCAGGCGGCUCUGCAGCAGCAGUACUCAUCUCAACUUGAAGCUAAGCUGAAAGAGAGAGAUUCAUACUGGGAACAGAAAAUUGAAGAGUUGAAACUAACUUUGGCAUCUGUUCAAGGUGAAGAAGCAUUGGCAGCACAGUCUGUGGCGCGAGCAGCGCAGGCCGAAGCGGCGAAGGCAGCAACGGAGCGCGAUGCGGCUCAGAAGCAACUGGUGGAGUGCCGUGCGCGCCUGGCGGCUGCUGAGCGCGCCCAGGAUCGACUCGACACGCUUACUGAAGAGAUGGAAGUAACGAGGCGGGAUUGGGCACGCGAGCGUAGCGUCGAAGCCGCGAAGUUAGGCGAAGCAGAAGCGCGCGCGCGCGAUCUUGCUGAUGAGCUGGCUGUGGUGCGCGCCGCCGCACCACCUGGCUCUGAGCAUCACCACAUGCACGACGAUGACAAACGCGAAGUAUCCCCGACCGGGUGCGAGGAGUACGACCGCGUGAGCCGCGAGCGCGCGGUGCUGGCGCGGCAGCUGCAGGAAGCCAAGAUGGCGCUGGCCGACGUCAAGACUUCAUGGAGCGGCCAGAUCGCCUCGCUCGAGACACAGGUGGCGCGACUGUCGCGCCAGGCCGGCGAGGAGGGCGCGGAACGGAGAAGAGUAGAGACCGAGAAGCAAGAGAUGCAGGAGAAACUUCUCAACAUGGCCGCCGAACUCGAGAAGGCCAAGCAGAAUCUUGCCAAUAGCGAAGCGAAGGUGGCGCGGCUGAACGGCGAGGUGCACGCGCUAGCCAUGGAGGUGAAGGGUCUCCGGAGCGCCGCCAGCCACGAGGGCGAAAAAACAAUGGAUCUCGAGAGUCGUAUAGAAGAGCUGACAGAGGAAAACCGUGAGCUGUCGGAGGCUCUCGAAAACGAACGGACGCUGGUGAAAAUCCUUCGGGAGAAGAUCGACAAGUCCAACCGACUUUACGACGAGACGAAAGUUGAAGUCAACCAUCUUAAUUCGGUGGUGACGGAUAUGCAACACGAUUAUGUGGAUAUGCAGAGGAAGUAUGACAAAGAAAAACGCGAAAAAGAUGAGGCGCUGCUCCGAAACGCACACAUGUCGCAAACGAUCGAGAUGAGCCAGUGCGACGUACGGUACCAGGAGGCGGAGAUUGCCGAGCUCAAGGCGAAAAUAGCCGAACUGGAGGUGCUUAUAGCGCAACAUAAAGAGAAUCAAGCAGCAUGUAUGCUAAUAAAGGAAAACGACGAAUCGCGGAAAGCAGAGAUCGAGCAGCUAAACAAAAAGAUUUACGAAAUGGCGGAAAGCGAAAACUCAUUCAAAAAGACUAUACAAGACUUAGAAACUGAAAUCUGUGAUAAAAAUAAGAAAAUUAAGACUUUAGACAAUCGGAUAUCUGACAUGAAGAAAACGCUACAGAGGGAACUUCAGAGCAGUAAACCUGAUUUAUUGGCGGCGGAGGAACAAGACAUUAGCAGACGGUACUUGAAGCACGUGGUGCUGCGCUUCCUGACGGCGCGCGAGCUGGAGGCGCGGCAGCUCACGCGCGCCCUCGCCGUGCUGCUGCGACUCUCCGCGCACGAGGAGGCCCUGCUCCGAGCUGCCUUACCGCCGGCCUCCCGCUCCGGACUCUCCGCCUGGUUCCCUUCGCUUAACACCUGAUAGGUCACUAUGACUUACGCCUGAUAGGCUACGGUAAAACUAACCUAAUGUUAGUUCUUUCACACUAGCGCGGCAGCAACGCCAUCCAUCGCCUUGCUGCUGCGCCUCUCCGCACACGAGGUAGCCCUGCUCCGAGCUGCAUUACCACCGGCAUCCCUCUCUGCACUCGCCGCCUGGUUCCCUUCGCUUAACACCUGAUAG
This is a messenger RNA of Leguminivora glycinivorella, 2213 nucleotides long. It is a transcript of the gene Golgin97, whose product is annotated as golgin subfamily A member 1. Bases 144 to 2012 code for a protein of 622 amino acids. Gene Ontology annotation, cellular component: Golgi apparatus. The transcript has 14 exons. NCBI's taxonomy places the organism in Eukaryota, Metazoa, Arthropoda, Insecta, Lepidoptera, Tortricidae. The record is from RefSeq and is a predicted model, not a curated record.